Molecule: messenger RNA, 869 nt
Organism: Nematolebias whitei (Rio pearlfish)
Lineage: Eukaryota; Metazoa; Chordata; Actinopteri; Cyprinodontiformes; Rivulidae
Gene: nmnat3
Product: nicotinamide nucleotide adenylyltransferase 3
Exons: 4
Coding region: 26-826 (266 amino acids)
Biological process (GO): NAD+ biosynthetic process
Cellular component (GO): mitochondrion
Molecular function (GO): nicotinamide-nucleotide adenylyltransferase activity; nicotinate-nucleotide adenylyltransferase activity
Source: RefSeq, a predicted model, not a curated record
UAACCACGGUGCAGCAGACUAAACCAUGAGGGCCGCCUGCCGCGUUCCACUAGUUUUGUUAGCCUGUGGCUCUUUUAAUCCAAUCACCAAUCAGCACAUGAGGCUGUUUGAGCUGGCCAGGGACCACAUGCACUGCACAGGUCAGUAUGAUGUAGUGGGAGGCAUUGUGUCUCCAGUGAGUGAUGGCUAUGGAAAGCAAGGUCUUGUACUUGCUAAGCAUCGCAUUGCUAUGGCAAAACUGGCACUUCAGAGCUCCGACUGGGUCAAGGUUGAUGAAUGGGAAAGUCAGCAAUCAGACUGGACGGAGACAGUGGUCACUAUGAGGUAUCAUUAUGAGCGCAUUCUGAAAGAGCAUGAGCCGAGCACAGGAACACACAGCAGCCCCGUUGGAAACAAUACAAACGUCUCAAGUCCAGCUCCCAGAUUGAAGCUUUUGUGCGGUGCUGAUUUCCUGAACACCUUCAAGAUUCCUGGCCUGUGGCUGGACGAUCACGUAGAAGACCUGGUUGGCCGGUUCGGCCUCGUCUGCGUCAGUCGAGGGAGUCUGCAGCCCGAGCGUGCCGUGCACGAGUCAGACACACUGUACCGCCACAGACAGAACAUUUUCCUAGUGAGGGAAUGGGUGAGGAAUGAGACGAGCGCUACAGAGGUCCGGCGUGCACUGAGACGCGGUCUGAGCGUCAAGUACCUGAUCCCGGACUCUGUGAUAGAUUAUAUUCACAAGCACGACCUCUACACGGAGGACAGCGAGAGUCGAAACGAGGGCACGGUCCUGCGGCCGCUCGUUAAACAAGCACAGCAGCCGCUAAAGAGUCUGAACGACUGAGCUGAACUUUAACAGUCUCUCCUCUCGCUAGCAGAGACAAUGU